Candidula unifasciata is the source of this 595-nucleotide messenger RNA. The record is from the annotation of a GenBank genome assembly. Lineage: Eukaryota; Metazoa; Mollusca; Gastropoda; Stylommatophora; Geomitridae.
CUCAGAGAUGUCCUCACACAAUGCUUGCCAUUUCUGUUCUUCAGAACCUCAUGAAAAAACUGUGACCGUGCUUCUCGACGGGGAAGAGUCCACGAUUGAGUUCAUCGACCCUCCAGACAGAAACGUAAUCGUGGAGGGUCUACAGCAGCUUCUCGAUGCGUACGUGGUCGUCUUCGCCAUUAACGACAACUCCAGCUUCCAGCAAGCACAGGAACUCAUCCGUUACCUGCGGGUGGAUUACGGGACAGACCGGGUGAUCGUUCUUGUGGCCAACAAGAUUGAUCUGGUCCGGAAACGGAAAGUGAACGCAGACGAAGCCCGACUUGUGGCGGAAACGUACGACUGCAAAUACACGGAAAUCUCCGCAGCCUUGAACCACUUUGUCGACGAGCUAUUGGUCGGCAUUCUGACCCAGAUUCGUCUACACAUGCGCAUACCAUUCACCACAAUAUCAUUUCCGGGCAAGGAGUCCAAAAAAGAAGAGCGAAAAGAACGACGGAAAGCCCUCAAAGGACCAAGAGGAUUUUUCAGUCGUCUUUUUAAAAGAAGUAGUCGUAAGAAACUCAAACCUUGUGAAAACCUCCACACCCUUUAG